CUAGAGCGCGCAUCCCCGAGCUGCGGCUUGCUCGACGCCACCGAACGCCAGCGACUCCGCGGAACCCCAAGCGAUUUUAGCCUAUUGUAGCUGCUAAUUUGAGUGCAGCUGCGGGGGGGAAAGCGUACAUCUUCUACCCUUCUAGCCCCCAAUGACCAGGUUUUCGAGCACUAUAUAUCGCAGAUCCUCACAUCGUGAAGAUGGCUAAAUUUUCGCUUUGCACAUCGAUCUGUAAAGACCCACUCGAAGAAUGGCUCCCAUAAAAGUCGGCAUUCUAGGCUACGGCUUUGCCUCUAAGUCCUUCCACCUCCCCUUCAUCCGCGCCCUGCCAUCCUCUUAUACUGUCACCGCCAUCCUCCAGCGUGCCGAGGCCCCCUCUGAUCCGUCCUCUGCCGCCAAAGGCUCCCAUUGCACUGUUGAUUUCCCGGAUAUCAAGCACUACCGAAAAGCAGAAGACUUCUUUGCGGAUGCAGAGAUAGACUUUGUGGUGGUGGCCACGCACGCGGAUACGCAUGCGCUCUUUGCGGAGCAGGCGAUGAGAGCGGGGAAGAACGUCAUCGUUGACAAGCCCUUUGCUCGAUCCACGGCAGAGGCAGAUUCCGUGAUCAAAGUCGCCAAGGAGACAGGCCGCAUCGUGACUUGCUUCCAGAACCGUCGCUGGGACGGCGACUUCCUCACACUCCGAGCCCUCCUCGAAAACUCUAUGCUCGGCACCCCUGUCGAAGCAAUAAUCCACUAUGACUUCGACCGUGCGCCUUGGCUGCACCGCAUGACGGCGAAGGAAUACACGCCUGGCUCAGGCCACUUGUACGGUCUCGGAACCCACUCCCUCGACCAAGCAUUCACGCUCUUCGGCCGCCCCGCCCACGUAACCGCAUUUCUCCGCUCCCAGCGGGCCGUCGAGAACCCGGAUGCGCCCAGCGCAGUUGAGGAUUCGUUCACGGUCAUCCUGCAAUAUGGCGGUCCACAGAAGGACUUGCUCGUCACCGUGAAGACGGCCGUCGUGUCGCCAAUGGACAAGCAACUAAAAUACUGGAUCCGCGGAACGAAGUCGAGUUACACCAAAUGUCAACAGCGCAGCACGUGUCCUCAGGAAGAAUCGAUAUCCGCCAAUCUCGCACCUACUGAUGCCGAUUUUGCGCGCGAAGACGACCGUUUCCGUGGAACUUUGGCUAGUUAUGAACAGGUCGACGAGAAGAUUCAAAGUUUCGACGAGGCGAGUCAGCGCUGGGUUGGCCGGGUACCAAACGUGAGAGGCAGGUGGAUGGGGCUAUAUGAGAAUGUCGCGGGGUAUAUAAGGGGCGAGGGGGAGCUGGAGGUCAAGGUGGAGGACGUGCGGGAUGUGUUGAGGUGCAUUGAGUUAGCGAGGGAGAGCAGUGAGAAGGGGAUGACCGUGGCAUGGCGUUGAACUAGGUUGAGCUAGUCGUGGAACUGAGGGUACAGACCGGAUAGAGAGGCGGGGAUGUGUUGCAGCAGAACGAGAGGGCAAGGUACGUGGUGAGCGGCGGUGCGGUAAGAUAGGGCAAUUCAGAGGGAGAUAAAACACCGAGUCUUCUUAGGGUCAUCUGCUCCUUGUUUUGACGUGCAAUCUGCGCGGGAGGGGUGAGAGUAUGGGCGAC
Molecule: messenger RNA, 1619 nt
Organism: Paraphaeosphaeria sporulosa
Lineage: Eukaryota; Fungi; Ascomycota; Dothideomycetes; Pleosporales; Didymosphaeriaceae
Product: oxidoreductase
Exons: 4
Coding region: 251-1408 (385 amino acids)
Molecular function (GO): nucleotide binding
Source: RefSeq, a predicted model, not a curated record